CUACCUCUUCAAUUGCCUGUGAUCGUUGUUUCAUGAACACUUUCACACCCUUAGCAGCAUUAUCCAGGACCUGAUUGCAUGGUCUGGGAAGACACUUCCCCCUAUGCUUUGUAUAUCAGCCUCAAGCAAGUGAGGAAAUUAAAUAUCCUCUUAUGGCCUCUUUAUGUUUUAAAAUUGUGCUAAUCCUCUAUUUCGCCAUGCUAUACUCAGUAACCAGAUCAGACACCUCUAUCAUACUUUGCAAUUAUUUCUUUUUAAGCUCUAUCAUCAUUCUCACAACAUUCCUUUUCACUUCGCUGCUAUCACUAAUCUUCUUAGGACCCAUGGUGACUUACUGUAUGUAUUUAAUAAUAAUAAGCAGCAAAAAAAAAAAAAAAAAGCAAAAACAUGACAGCAUUCACAGCACAAUUUCCUGACAUGUUAACAAUGUGGGGUUUAGAGGUAAACACUCGUAUUCUUGCAUUCUCUUCUUUGUCACCUGGGAAACACAUAACUGAUCAUGCUGGUAGCAGAUUGAAAGGGUUGUUGGGUCAAGAACUGAAGUUUUUUCCUACAACCGAGACAUUUUUUCCAUGAGCAACUUGGUUGAGAACCGAAUUGUUCGAGAUGGGAGACAUUUGAGAACUGAGGUUUGACUAUAGUAACAUGGGUAACUUAUGAAACUUAAUGACGAACCCAACCCAGCUGAAGACCAAGAUCAUUUAUGAUCGUACGUUUGUAUGUCUGUCUCUCCAUCUCUGCUUGUAGCGCCUGGGAGCAUGAAUGGAUAAAUGAGUGCUGGGAGACUUGAGGUGGGCAAAUAACCAGUUUUAUGGGGAAGAAGACAGGUUGUGGGAACAACACGUUGGUGAUCUUGUCCUUAAUCCCUGACAAAGCCCUGGAACAAAUUAUCAGUCUAUUCUCUUCAAAUGAACCUUUUUUCUGGAUCUUCUCCAUGUGACUGGUACCCUACCAAAAGCCAAGACGCAUCCCAUGACAGCCUUGGGGCUUAGAUGGGCAGAUUGGCAGCUGGGUGGUGGCACAAGUAGGAAGACUCACAAGCCCUAAAUAUUGGAGGACAUUGAUCCAGGGCAGACCCUAGUGCUCUGGGGUUUUCCCAUUCCUGUUUUCUCCCUGAGACCUUGAUGGCACAAGAGACAAAGCAGGGAGAGGAAAGCAGCUGUUUUGGAUGACAUUCAUUCGAUCUUUACUUUUCAUCCACUAAAAAAUUAUUGAGCACCUUCUAUAUACCAAUGACUGUCAAAACAGUACUUCAGAAGAUCAAGGCAUAGUUACAACACACUGUGACUAUACUUAAUGCCACUGAAUUGUACAUUUAAAAUGGUUAAAAUGGUAAACUUUAUGUUAUAUUUUGCCACAGUUAAAAAAAUGAUCAUGGCAGUUGGAAUGAUGGCCUCAGCUUAACUGGACGAAAUGUACCAGUAACAACUGAAACCGCCUAUAAAGCUCCACCUUUUCCCCGAAUUGUUCAGAAGAGGAUGGCAGAGAAGUAUGCCGAUGCAGGGGCAGCCUUCCGCCACGAGAGCCCAGCUGUCAGUUGCCUCAGAGGAAGAUGGGCAGUCCUGGCCCAGGUGUGCCUAUGGCCACCACCCUAGGAGUGCUGUGGUUCUGCUUCACAGGCGCGGUGGAUGUCCAGGUCCCUGAAGACCCUGUGGUGGCACUGGUGGGCACCGAUGCUACCUUGCGCUGCUCUUUCUCACCUGAGCCCGGCUUCAGCCUGGCGCAGCUCAGCCUCAUCUGGCAGCUGACAGACACCAAACAGCUGGUGCACAGCUUCACGCAAGGCCGGGACCAGGGCAGCGCCUAUGCCAACCGCACUGCGCUCUUCCCUGACCUACUGGCGCAGGGUAAUGCAUCUCUGAGGCUUCAGCACGUGCGCGUGGCUGAUGAGGGCAGCUUCACUUGCUUCGUGAGCAUCCAAGACUUUGGCAGUGCUGCUGUCAGCCUGCAGGUGGCAGCCCCCUACUCGAAGCCCAGCAUGACCCUGGAGCCAAACAAGGAUCUGCGGCCUGGGGAUACAGUGACCAUCACGUGCUCCAGCUACCGGGGCUACCCUGAGGCCGAGGUGUUCUGGCAGGACGGGCAGGGUGUACCUGUGACAGGCAAUGUGACCACAUCGCAGAUGGCCAAUGAGCAGGGAUUGUUUGAUGUGCGCAGUGUUCUGAGAGUGGUGCUGGGUGCUAAUGGCACCUACAGCUGCCUGGUGCGCAACCCUGUGCUGCAGCAGGACUCUCACGGCUCCGUCACUGUCACAGGACAGCUCAUGACAUUCCCCCCUGAGGCCCUGUGGGUGACGGUGGGACUCUCCAUCUGUCUUGUUGCACUGUUGGUGGCCCUGGCCUUCGUGUGCUGGAGAAAGAUCAAGCAGAGUUGUGAAGAGGAGAAUGCAGGAGCCGAAGACCAGGAUGGGGAUGGAGAAGGAUCUAAGACUGUCCUGAGGCCUCUGAAACACUCUGAGAACAAAGAAGGUGAUGGACAAGAAAUAGCCUGACCAGAAGGACCAGGGAGCUGCUGUCCCUGUCCUGGGCUUCCCGCUCUGGCUGCGCUGGGGCCUCAGUGUGAUCCCUGGGCUGGGGCUUCCCUGCCCCCAACAGAUGGCUCCCACCCUGGCGGGUCUACUCAUUCUGCAAAGGAUGCGAUACAUAGACCACUCAUAGCCUCAUUUCUCCAAUGGACAUGACUCCCAAGUCAUCCUGCUGCCUUAUUUCUUAUGGACACAAUACACAGACCACCCAACCACCUUGUUUCUCCAGUGGAUAUGCUACAUGGACCAUCUGGCUGCCUUUUUUCUCUAGAGCACACAAUAUUCAGACUGAGCCCCUCCCUUGUUUCUCCAAAGACAUGACAUAUAGUCACCCCUUGCCUUGUUUCUCCAGUGGCCCUGAUACACUAGUUAUCACUUCCCAGCCUUCCCCUGACCUGUCUGUAAUCCCAUGUCCUCAGACUAGGGCACUGCAGCCUCAGCAUCUCCUUGAGUCUAGUGGUGUUCCUCUUGCUUUCUCCCAUGCUGGCGCCCAAGGUUGGCCUUUCCUUCCCCUACUAAGUGAAGACAGGUCCCCUCCCCAGGCAUGCAUAGACACACAGGUGCACGUGCUGGAACAUGUACAGACUUCCCCUGGUCCAAUCUCUUUCCAUGAUGCCCUGGUCUGUACCCUGUGAGUCCUCCUCUGCCCACUGUCCCCACGGGAAACAUGUGCUGGUCACACUGGGUCUCAGGGGGGCCAGGUUCUGUCCCUCUGCUUUUUCUGCCUUUUGUUUACCCAUUCAAGUAAUGUUCAGUGAGCACCCAUGGGGUGUGGGCAAUGUGUUAGGUGUGGUGAACCCUCCUUGAAAAGACAAGCUGCUCCCUCAAGGAGCUUGCCCUUCAGCUAGAAACCUGUGAGGAAAUAGCGGUUCAUGAGAGGGCCUUCUGCCUUGCUCCCUACUGUACUCCUCUUCUAUGCCCCAGCUACCUAGGUACCUCACCCCCCAUUCCAUCCCUAGGUCUUACCCAGAGUGGCAGGGGGGUGGGUAGAAACCUGGAGAAAGGGAUGGAGCCUCUCGCUACAGCUGGUGAGAAGCUGAUGGUCCCCAAGGUGUCUUUCCAGGAUGAGCAGGUGGGCACUCAAGCAAGGCCCAACAGACCCCAAGAGCCCAACAAAGAGGAAACCUGGGGCCUCUGGGGCCGGAUAUAGCCCCCCCACCAUGGUGCUAUUCUGGGGCUGGGCAGACAUCUCCUGGCCUGUCUCUGGCCAGCCCCUAGCCUCUGCUAGAAUAAACUUCUGAUAUUCUAAUGUCCACCCACUGACAUAUCCCUUCACCAGAAAUGGAAGAUGUGGGGAUUUAUCAUUUAAAUGUGGGACUCAGAGGAAUUUUGUUAACUGGGGGUGUAUUUGGGUAAAAAUAAAUGCCUUUGUAGAAAGCUG
Messenger RNA from Miniopterus natalensis, 3905 nucleotides. The record is from RefSeq and is a predicted model, not a curated record. NCBI's taxonomy places the organism in Eukaryota, Metazoa, Chordata, Mammalia, Chiroptera, Miniopteridae.